AAAAAAUGGGAAAAAUUUGUUCGGCCCUUUCUCUAUCUUCGUUUUUCAUCGCCGUCUUCCUCUCUCAAUUUCAUAAAUUUGCCAUGUAUCUCACCUCCGAAUCUCACAAAUUUUCAUAAUCGGUUGUUUGUAUCCACCUUGCCAUCGCUCCUCAUCGACCGUUCAUCGAGACCGAAACGACGGCGAUGUGACGAUUCUGAAGCAGGUUGCCGCCUCUGUUUGCCGGAAUUUCAGCUUUCACGGCCACCUACGCCGCAGCAUAAUCGUCCGGGUUAGUUCAAAUUUCAUUUUUUUCAGCAUUUAUCUAUGUACCCAUGUCUUUAUGUGCUUCUUCUAGUAAUUAUUGUGCUGAAAAAAUUCCGCACUUCGAUCAAUUUUUGGAUUUCAGCUGCUUCGCGUCAAUCCCCAAAUCCACAUUCAUCUUGCAGUGUUCAAAGGCUACUUAGUUUAAUUUGUUUUUUGGAAUUGAUUGAUGAAUUUCAAUUCUGUUGCUCUGAUUUCAAUGAUUCUGCAAAAUUGGGGAAAAUUAAGAUGCAGCUAAUGGUACUUGAACGUCUCUCAGCUUCGUCGUGGAGGCUUGAGCGGCAUGACGAGAUCGUUGGCAAAGAGCUUGUCCGCGAAAUCGAUUAUACCAUCGUGCCCUCCAUAGUAGUCGACGAAGCAGCCGUAGGUCGGGCCGAAGUGGAGGCAGCUGCUGCCGAUGCGAGAGGUACUAGAUGGUUUUGUCACCAGAUGUCAAGCUUUUUCCUGUUGCGGAGGCGUGAGUCCUAUCUGUGAUUUUCAUAAGUAUACUUGUUUGGGCUUAAACUGGAUAUCUAAACAAUAAACUGUAUGUGUGACCUGUUGGUAUGUGUAUCCUGUGUCUAGUUAGUUUAAUGCUUUAUCAUAAACUGGC
Molecule: messenger RNA, 895 nt
Organism: Striga asiatica
Lineage: Eukaryota; Viridiplantae; Streptophyta; Magnoliopsida; Lamiales; Orobanchaceae
Source: the annotation of a GenBank genome assembly